AUGGGAUAUGAUUCUGAUAGCCCCUCGCGAGAUGAAGAUGACGAAGAAGAAUACGAGGAGUCUGGCAAGGGUAAUGGGUUAUUUGGGUUCAUGUUUGGAAAUGUUGAUAACUCUGGUGAUCUCGAUGCUGAUUAUCUUGAUGAGGAUGCAAAGGAGCAUCUCUCUGCAUUGGCUGACAAGCUGGGACCAUCACUGACAGAUAUAGAUUUGUCAGGAAAGUCACCACAUACACCACAUGGCAUUGUUGAACAAGACUGUGGUGAAAAGGCUGACAAUGCUGUUGAUUACGAAGAUAUUGAUGAAGAAUAUGAUGGUCCAGAGACUGAAACGGCAAAUGAAGAGGACUAUUUAUUGCCAAAAAAGGAAUUUUUCGCUGCCGAAGCCUCUCUUGAAGCUUUGGAACGCAAAACUUCCGUCUUCGAUGAUGAAAAUUAUGAUGAAGAAUCUGACAAGGAACAAGACUUAGAGAGUAAUGAUGCUAAAGUUGAUAACAUCUCUUUAGCUGUAGAGCAGGAGGAGAGCUUUGUAGAUGCAUCUAAAGGAGGGAGUGCUCUUGAGCAUGAUGUACAAGUUGGGUCUCCGCAGGCUGAAGAACUGGAUACUGAUGUUCAAAUACCUGAGGAAGGACCCGAAGCUUUAAAAAGAUCUAUGGCUACACCGUUGCCUGUAUUGUACGUGGACGAUGGAAAAGUAGUUUUACGUUUCUCUGAAAUCUUUGGUAUUCAGGAACCUCCUCGAAAGGGAGAAAAGAAAGAGCGUCGGCAUUCCACUCCUAGAGAUAGAUACAAGUCUUCGGAUUUAUCUGAUGAUAUUGUAGAAGAGGAUGAAGAGGAGUUCCUUAAAGGCUUCUCUCAGAGUCUCACACUCAGUAAACAGGUUUGUGUAAUCGAUACUGAUGUAUCAGAAAACGAUAAUGUUGACUUGGAAUUUCCAAAGUUUGGAUUUCUUCACGGAGAUGCCUCACUUACUGCCAAAGAUGACCGGCAACCAAAGGACUCUUGUCUUAGUGGUGAACCAAUGAAAGGGGAUUUCGCAGAUGAACUUUCUUGGAAAGAUCAUCCCCUCAUGUUGGCCAACUUUUAUCCUCUUGACCAGCGAGACUGGGAAGAUGAAAUCCUUUGGGGCAACUCUCCUGUUGCAAGUGAUAAUGAUAAUAAUAUCUGUGAAAUUUCUGGACCUGAAUUGAGAGCUUCUGGUGAUGGUGAAAUAGAAAUUGAAAGUGGGAUACAAAAUCUUCAGUCAGAUCCCCAUAAGAUACUGGAGAAGAAGGAUCAUAAUGUAUUCAUUUGCUGCUCUCCUGUUUCAUUGGACCCCUUUGACUCAAGGGAUUCUAAUGGGGCUAAAACCAAUUCAAUGCCCGAAAGUCCAUUUCAUCCCCAACUUCUGAGGCUAGAAGUAGACAGUUCUCAUCUUGCAGAUGAAAGAGGGGCAGAUAUAUCUGAGAAUCAUAAUCAAAGUGGUCAAGUAAAGCGUUUGACCAAGGUUAUGUCACAAAACAGAGAUCUCAUGGAUGACUCAUGGAUAAACAAGAUAAUGUGGGAAGAGCUUGACAGGCCUAAGGUGAAACCAAAGCUUAUAUUUGAUCUUCAGGAUAAUCAGAUGCACUUCGAAGUUCUGGAUAGCAAGGACGGUACCCAUCUUCGCCUUCAUGCUGGGGCUAUGAUCUUAGCCCGCUCUUUGAAUUCCACUAACGCGGACUCUUCUGAGCUACCGGGACUUGGAGGUCAAUAUGGAUGGAGACACGUUGCUAAUGACAAACAUUAUUCAAAUCGGAAAACUUCUCAGCAACUGAAAUCAAACUCAAAAAAGCGCUCUGCUCACGGUGUCAAAAUUUUUCACUCGCAACCUGCACUGAAACUGCAGACCAUGAAAUUGAAGUUGAGCAAUAAAGAUAUUGCAAAUUUUCACCGGCCUAGAGCACUGUGGUAUCCCCAUGAUAAUGAGGUGGCUGUUAAAGAACAAGGAAAAUUACCAACAAAAGGAUCCAUGAAAAUUAUUAUGAAAAGCUUGGGUGGUAAGGGGUGUAAACUGCACGUCAAUGCUGAAGAAACUAUCUCUUCUGUUAAAGCAAAAGCUUCCAAAAAGCUAGAUUUCAAGGCAUCAGAAGCAGUGAAAAUAUUUUAUUUGGGUGGGGAGCUUGAAGAUCACAUAUCACUUAUUGCACAAAAUGUUCAGCCAAACUCCUUGUUACAUCUUGUCCGUACAAAGAUACAUUUAUGGCCUAGGGCACAAAGAGUUCCUGGUGAGGACAAGUCGUUGCGUCCUCCGGGAGCAUUCAAGAAAAAAUCUGAUCUGUCUGUAAAAGAUGGACAUGUGUUUCUUAUGGAGUAUUGUGAAGAAAGGCCUUUACUUCUGAGCAAUGUUGGAAUGGGCGCAAGACUUUGCACAUAUUAUCAAAAAAGUUCACCGGAAGACCAAUCUGGGUCCUUAUUACGCAACACAGAUAGUAGCUUGGGGCAUGUUAUUUCUCUGGACCCUGCCGACAAAUCUCCUUUUCUUGGUGAUUUGAAACCUGGUAGCAGUCAGUCAUCACUCGAGACCAAUAUGUAUAGAGCACCCAUAUUUACUCAUAAAGUUCCACCAAAUGACUACCUGCUGGUUCGUUCUUCAAAGGGAAAGCUAUCAUUAAGGCGCAUUGAUAAAGUUAAUGUUGUUGGACAGCAGGAGCCUCUCAUGGAGGUGUUCUCGCCCGGAAGUAAGAAUCUUCAGACUUUCAUGAUGAACAGGCUAUUGGUACACAUGUGCCGUGAGUUCCAAGCUGCAGAGAAGCAGCACUUGUCUCCAUACAUUCGCAUUGACUACUUUCUUUCACAGUUUCCCUUCCUAUCAGAAGCCUCAUUUCGUAAGAGGAUCAAGGAAUAUGCUAAUUUACAGAGAGGUGCACAUGGGCAAUCCAUUUUUGUUAAAAAGCGUAAUUUCCGCAUGUGGUCGGAGGAUGAAUUGAGAAAAAUGGUGACACCAGAGCUUGUCUGUGCUUUUGAAAGCAUGCAAGCUGGCCUCUACCGCUUAAAACAUUUAGGAAUUACUGAAACACAUCCUAAUAAUAUUUCGUCUGCAAUGAGUCGGCUUCCUGAUGAAGCAAUAGCACUGGCUGCUGCAUCACACAUUGAGAGGGAACUGCAAAUUACUCCAUGGAACUUGAGUAGCAAUUUUGUUGCCUGUACAACUCAGGGUAAGGAAAAUAUUGAACGGAUGGAAAUUACUGGCGUUGGUGAUCCAUCAGGCCGCGGCUUGGGUUUUAGCUAUGCUAGGGCACCUCCAAAGGCACCAGUGUCUAGUGCAGUGGUGAAGAAAAAAGCAGCUGCUGGCAGGGGAGGUUCCACUGUUACUGGUACGGAUGCUGAUUUACGUAGAUUAAGCAUGGAGGCUGCACGAGAGGUACUUCUUAAAUUCAAUGUUCCUGAGGAAGUCAUUGCAAAGCAAACCAGAUGGCAUCGCAUUGCUAUGAUACGUAAACUAUCAAGUGAGCAAGCUGCGUCUGGGGUUAAGGUUGAUCCAACAACUAUAGGAAAAUAUGCCCGUGGUCAGCGAAUGUCCUUUCUUCAGUUACAGCAGCAGACCAGAGAGAAGUGCCAAGAGAUUUGGGAUAGGCAAGUUCAGAGUUUGGCAGCUUUAAAUGGUGAUGAUAAUGAGAGUGAUUCAGAAGGAAAUAGUGAUCUAGAUUCUUUUGCUGGAGAUCUGGAAAAUUUGCUUGAUGCUGAGGAAUUUGAAGAGGGAGAAGAAGGUACUAAUGACUUAAAACGUGAUAAGGGAGACGGUGUUAAGGGUCUUAAAAUGAGAAGGCGCACAACUUUGGCUCAGGCAGAGGAGGAAAUAGAAGAUGAAGCAGCCGAGGCCACUGAAUUAUGCAGGCUGCUUAUGGAUGAUGACGGAGCUUGCCGGAAGAAAAAGAAGAACACUGGGGUUAUGGUGGAUGCAAGAAGAUUGAUACCGAAACUACAACCAAAAUUUGUCUUUGACAGCACUGAACAAGUAAAGCAAAUAACAAAUGCAACAUUGCAACUCGAUGGAACUAAUCAUUUUAAGGAGGAUGCAAUUACAGAUCUUAGGGAGGAUGAUAAAUUUUCUUCUAAGAAAAGCAAAUCAGUUAAGGUCAAUAAAGCAAAGAAGAGUGACAUUUCACCUAUUAGUCUAUCAAAUAAAAAAAUCAAACUAAAUAUGGGAGAAGGAAUCAAGAACCAGGUAUUUAAGGAGAAAAAACCGUCAAGGGAAACUUUCGUUUGUGGAGCAUGUGGCCAGCUUGGGCACAUGCGAACGAACAAGAAUUGUCCGAAAUAUGGUGAAGAUCUAGAAGCACAACUUGAACCUAUGGACAUGGAAAAAUUAACUGGAAGAUCCAGCUUUGUUGAUUCUUCUAGCCAGUCUCAGCAUAAACUCUCCUCCAAAAAGUCAAUAUCAAAGAUUGUAACAAAAAUGGCUCCAGUUGAGAAUUCAACAAAAAUUCCGUUGAAGUUCAAAUGCAGUUCAACAGAGAAAUCUUCUGAUAGACCUGCAAUAGAAACCCUGCAGAGUUCUGACAAGCCAGUCACUUCUGACUCAGAAACUGCUAAGUCUGCUAAGAUUAGUAAGAUAAUUAUUCCAAACAAAGUGAAAUCAGAAGAUACACAGGCUGAAUCUCUUAAGCAUGCUAUUGUUAUACGCCCUCCUACUGAUCCAGGUAGAGGUCAGGUUGAUUCUCAUAAGUUCCCAAUUAAAAUCCGUCCGCCUGCAGAAAUAGAUAGGGAGCAAAGUCACAAAAAGAUUGUUAUAAAGCGUACAAAGGAUGUUGCUGAUCUGGAACUUGACAGUCCUGGUGGAAACACACGACUUGAAAACAGAAAAACUAAAAGAAUUGUGGAAUUGGCGAAUUUUGAGAAGCACAGAAAGCAGGACACCAUGUAUUCAACUGAAAGUAUGGUAAAAUGGAAUCCUAAAGAGGAUAGAAGAUGGUGGGAAGAACAAGAGAAACGAAGAAAUGAAGUGAGACUUAGAGAAAAGAAUGCAAAGAGGUAUGGCACAGAAGAAAGGAAGAUGCGCAAGGAACGAGAAAGGUUAGAUGAGUUAAAAAGAUAUGAACAAGAAAGGUUAGAUGAGUUAAAAAGAUAUGAAGAAGAUAUUAGAAGAGAGAGGGAAGAGGAAGAACGACAAAAAGCUAAGAAGAAAAAGAAAAAGAGAAAGCCCGAUUUAAGAGAUGAGUAUUUAGACGAUCCCAGGGAAAGAAGAUAUGGUAAGAGGAUGCUAGAAAGAGAACGAAGUGGAAAACGGAGAUCAGUUGUUGAGACAGGAAAGAUUAGUGGAGAUUUUCUGCCGCCAACUAAACGCCGAAGAGGGGGAGGAGGAGAGGUUGGUUUGGCAAAUAUCUUGGAGAGUAUUGUGGAUGCCAUUGUGAAAGACAGGCACGAUCUGUCUUAUCUCUUUGUGAAACCAGUGCCCAAGAAAGAGGCCCCUGACUACCUGGAUAUCAUAGAGACACCUAUGGAUCUUUCAAAAAUCAGGCAACGGGUACGUAAUAUGGAGUACAAAAGUCGCGAAGACUUCAGACAUGAUGUAUGGCAAAUUACUUUUAAUGCCCAUAAAUAUAAUGAUGGACGAAAUCCUGGAAUCCCUCCAGUUGCGGAUAUGCUUUUGGAAUAUUGUGAUUAUUUGUUGAAUGAGAAUGAUGAUAAUCUUACUGCCGCUGAAGCUGGCAUUGAAAUUAAAGAUUUCUAA
Vicia faba (fava bean) is the source of this 5688-nucleotide messenger RNA. The record is from the annotation of a GenBank genome assembly. Lineage: Eukaryota; Viridiplantae; Streptophyta; Magnoliopsida; Fabales; Fabaceae.